Molecule: messenger RNA, 892 nt
Organism: Mirounga angustirostris (Northern elephant seal)
Lineage: Eukaryota; Metazoa; Chordata; Mammalia; Carnivora; Phocidae
Gene: MRAP
Product: melanocortin 2 receptor accessory protein
Exons: 2
Coding region: 138-638 (166 amino acids)
Biological process (GO): regulation of adenylate cyclase-activating G protein-coupled receptor signaling pathway; protein localization to plasma membrane
Cellular component (GO): endoplasmic reticulum; plasma membrane
Molecular function (GO): corticotropin hormone receptor binding; type 5 melanocortin receptor binding; type 3 melanocortin receptor binding
Source: RefSeq, a predicted model, not a curated record
GUCAAGGGCACCUCCAGCCUUUCAUUUUGGUUUUAUUAAUUUUUUUAAGUAGUAAAGCAGAGAGCGAGUGUCUUUCCUAAGCCCUAUUUGGCAUCUUGUCUUUCAAGGGGCCCAGGUACCCGUUUUCCCCUUCUUACAUGGAGGGGCAUUCUCGAGCUUUGCUGGAAACCCCGGGCUCCCGCCUUGCAGCUCUGUUUGUUUUGGACUUUUAUCAAGGAGGGGGGCGGGGUGGAAAGUUCUACGUGGGAGCAGAGAUGUCAAGCACAGCCCCCUGGCCUUUCUCCCAGCCAAACAGCUCCGAUAAGUGGGCAGGCCUUGAGCCCGGAGACCCACAGACACACUUGGAUGACUUUACAGAAAUCAGUUGGCCAGUCCCUCCAAGGGCUCUGACCAGCUCUGGAUGCGCCUCCCCGCCCAGCGCCAAAGACAUGGCCAACCAGACCAACAUCUCCACCCCGUACAACAGCUACGAAUACUACCUGGACUACUUGGACCUCAUUCCCGUGGAUGAGAGGAAGCUGAAAGCCAACAAAUAUUUGAUUGUCAUCACCUUCUGGGCGAGCCUGGCAUUCUUCGUCAUGCUUCUCUUCCUCAUCCUGCUCUACAUGUCCUGGUCAGGCUCCUCACAGGCGAGGUGAGUACAGAGGGUGCCGACGCAGGUAAGUCCCGGGGCUAACGAGCCAGUGACUGCAGGCCACGCCGUGGAAUAUUACUCGGUCACAAAAAGGAAUGGAUCCCCGCUCCAACACGGAUGCACUUCCAAGACACUGUGCCAAGUGAAAAAAGCUAGACACAAAAGGCCCCCGUGUUGGGGGAUUCCAUGGAUAUGGAACAUCUAGAAUAAAUAAAACUCUAUAGAGACGGAAAGCAGAUUAGUGCUUGCUAAUGGGGC